UAGAGAUAACCCAUCCCCAAACCCAUAACCCCUCAAAUGUCCCCGAGAAACCAGAAAAGAGCUCCCUUCAAAAAUCAAUAACCUAAAAAAAAUAGAACUUACAAAACCCUAGAAAGGGAAAAAUGGAGGAAUCGAAGAAGAACAAGAAGAGGAAGAGAUUAGAUGUGAAGAUGGAGAUUUUUCAUCAACAUCCAGACAAGAUCCCUCCUUUGGUAGGUUAUUUCCCUUCUGGUUUCAACCCAAAGAGGUCAGAAGAGGAAGAUUCUACUAAGGUCAGGGUUUACAGCAACAAGAACAGGCCAAAUCGAUUGCAGCUCGUCGUAAGCCCGAAUAGUUCGAAGGUUGAGUUUGUGGGUACGAGUUAUUCGAGUGAAGCUGCUGCCGCCCAGGUCUGUACCUAUGCUCUUGGGGUUCUUGAUAAAGAAACUCAAACGCUGAAGAUUGUUCCAAUUGCCUCCAAUAAGAUCUUCAGGUUGGAACCAAGGGUUCGAGGGUCAGAAGUUAGUGAUAAGGAACCUCGUGGAGAGUUACAGGAAGAAGAUCUUACAGCAGAACAGAAAGCAGAUAAGAUAAGGGACUUGACCAAUCUCUAUGGAACAAAGAAAUCAAUAAGCCGGGCUAAGAAAAUGGAGUCCCUGAAACAAAAAGAAGAUCCCAUUAGCCAGGAUGCUGUGGACAAGAAAAUUGAGGGCUUUGUUAUAAAUAAGGAUGCUCUGGAAACUGCUGCUGUGUAUACUGCUCGGAAUGUUCCACCUCAUGAUCCUACUGCCACCACCCCAGACAAAGCCUAUCCAUUGAACAAAAUUAUUUUCAAAGGAGAGUGGGACUACCUUCUAGAUGUUCUGGAACUCCUGCAGAGUGGGGCUACAAUUUCAUCAGAUGCUUAUCCAAGUUUUGUUUGCAAUCGGAUUUAUAAACUAGAGGAAAUCCAGGAUGAGAUGGAAAAGAAGAGGCUUGCUUGCAUAUUAUCAUAUAUUACUCAUCUCAUAAAGUUCAAGGAUCAACGAUCUGUUGAUGGCGCUUCUUCUGCAAAGUACCAUAAAUUUCCGCCCAUCAUACUUCAGAAGUUUUUGACAUUGUUUGCAAAUUCUGAAACUUACAGGCUAGCAGAUGAUAAGCAAGAUCUUCUCAUCAGCUAUGUCUUGGUGCUCACUCUCUUUAUAGAUAAGUUCAGCACUGAUAUGUCUGAUAUCGCCAAGGACUUGAGGAUGACGCCCGUGUCCUUGAGACUUCAUUAUCAGAAUUUGGGCUGUAAGCUAUCACGUGUUGACAAGUUAUUAAUGGUCACUCUUCCUGUUCCUCUCCAAUUCCCGAAGCCAAGGACACAGAGGCGGCGAAGGUAGAAAUGCUACUAUUUAAGUCCAUCCAUGGGUCCUAUUUAUUUGUUUUCAGAAAUGAUUCUGUGCUCAAUACACAGAUCAAGAGUCCUAUUUAUGUCCAUCCAUGGAUCGAGGACGUUCAAACCGAAACCGAUUUAUAUUGGGAAUAUAUUUGGUUGGGAAUGGACAAACUGUGAGAGAGUACAUGUAGCACUGAAAUCGAGGAUUUUGGAACUGAUUUCUGAUAUGUUUAAGGUUUGUGUUGAGACUAUGUAUUCAAUUGAUAUACAAUGAGCGUACUCUCAAGAUCGGCCAGCAUGUGGCAUUGGUAUCAGCUGAUCUACAUUGGUGGAAUAGGGUCAACAGUAUCAAGAUGUGUACCGGUUGAUACGGACGGAUACAAGUUGGAUAUGGUAGAAUUUUUCAACUUGUUCAAGCAAACUUUAUAAUUUUUGAAUUUUGUUUUGUCUUCAGUAAAAUGCCUCAAUUUUGAAUUUUGCA
Nelumbo nucifera (sacred lotus) is the source of this 1820-nucleotide messenger RNA. RefSeq names its product DNA binding / DNA-directed RNA polymerase. The record is from RefSeq and is a predicted model, not a curated record. Gene Ontology annotation, molecular function: DNA binding. Gene Ontology annotation, biological process: DNA-templated transcription. NCBI's taxonomy places the organism in Eukaryota, Viridiplantae, Streptophyta, Magnoliopsida, Proteales, Nelumbonaceae.